Molecule: messenger RNA, 2493 nt
Organism: Anastrepha obliqua
Lineage: Eukaryota; Metazoa; Arthropoda; Insecta; Diptera; Tephritidae
Exons: 1
Coding region: 1-2493 (830 amino acids)
Source: RefSeq, a predicted model, not a curated record
AUGGCAGAACAAGAGGUACUUAUGAAACUGUUGCAGAUGCAAAGCAAAUUACUGGAGCAAUUGACUCAAAGAUCAAAGCAGCCAGUAGAAAAUUCAAAGGAACAGUUGAUGGAGUCAUUGGCAAAAAGCAUAGCAGAAUUUUGCUAUGAUGCCACAAACGCACUCACAUUCGACACGUGGUAUGCACGUCACGAAGACGUUUUCUUGGUCGAUGGCAAAGAUUUGGACGAAGCAUCACGUGUUCGCCUCUUAAUGAGGAAGCUAAAUCCAAUAGCGUAUAACAAGUAUGCAACAUAUAUUUUACCAAAAAAUCCACGAGAUUUCACAUUCGAAGAAACAAUCUCCAAGCUGGGAGAAAUGUUCGGUGCAAAUGAAUCGCUCUUCAGUAUAAGAUACAAAUGUUUGCAAAUUAGUAAGAAUCAACAGGAAGACCUGGUAUCGUAUGCAGCCAGGGUCAAUGCUCAAUGUGAAAAAUUUAGACUGUCGGAACUUUCGGCAGAUCAAUUCAAAUGUCUCAUCUAUGUAUUUGGGUUGCAAGCACACACAGAAGCCGACAUUCGUAUAAAAAUAUUGGCAAAACUAGAAGAAGAUUCACAGCAAACAUUAAACUCUCUGGUGAGCCAUGCGCAAAAAUUCAUCAAUCUAAAGAAAGAUACAGCAAUCGUGGAAGAGACAAAAGCCGUAAUAGCCAACGCAAUACAUGCAAAUACAUGCCAAAGCAAGAACGAUGCAACUAAAAAUAGCAAAACAAAUAAGGCGAAGAUUCCAAAAACACCCUGCUGGAAUUGCGGAGACAUGCACUAUGCAAAAUAUUGUACAUAUCACAAUCAAAAGUGUAACAAGUGCAACAAAUACGGUCAUAAGGAGGGGUACUGUAAUUCAUACAGCGCCAGCAAAAGCAAAAGCACAAAACCUCAGCGACACAAGCAACAACAAACGAGCAACAAAGGUCACAACAGUUGCUUACAAGUAAAUUCAAUAACGCAUGUUAAUCGACGCAAAUACACAACAGUAAGCAUAAAGCCGAUAGAAACCGCAACUUCAUCGUUUCCGUCGUGUGAUGUCAGAAUGCAGGUGGACACCGCCUCGGACGUCUCGCUAAUCGGAAAGUCCACAUGGAUACAAAUGGGUCAACCGGGAAUACGGUUGGAGAACAAAUACGUUACCAGCGCAUCAAAAGAUAAGAUUCAACUACUAGCCGAAUUUUCUUGUGAAGCUAGGCUAAACGGGGAAGUACAAUACUGUCAUUUAUUCGUAACAAAUAUUGAUUCUUUGAACAUCUUAGGAGUUGACUGGUGUGACAUUUUCCAUAUUUGGGAAAAGCCUCUCAAUCUCAUUUGUAACAACAUCAUAUCGGUUCAAGAUCAACAAUCUACUUUUUUGAAGCAUAUACAGCAAGACUAUGCGGACAUAUUCAAGCCAAAUCUGGAAAGUUGUAGCACAGUUACAUCAGCAUUGCAUCUAAAGCCGGAUGCUAAACCAAUUUUUCGCGCAAAAAGUCCAGUAGCAUAUUCCAUGCUACCGUACAUUGAAGAAGAACUAAAUAGAUUACAUCAAUUAGGGGUUAUCACCCCUGUAGAAUUUUCUGAAUGGGCAGCGCCUAUCGUAGCAGUGAAGAAACCGUCUGGCAAGGUUCGGAUCUGUGGCGAUUAUUCAUCAGGGCUAAACGCAUGGUUAGAGCCGCAUCAAUAUCCGCUGCACACGCCAGAAGAAAUUUACGCAAAGGUCGCGGGAAGUCAUUGUUUUACCAUAAUAGACCUAUCAGACGCGUAUCUACAGAUACCCGUCACAGCAGAGUCAGCCAAGCUGCUCACCAUUAACACGCAUAUGGGUCUGUUUACGUUCAAUCGACUCGCACCAGGUAUCAAAAGCGCUCCAGGAGCGUUCCAACAAAUCAUGGACACCAUAUUGGCAGGCAUAGAUGACACCGUCGCUUACAUAGAUGACAUCAUUAUAGGCGGUGCAACCUUUGAGAAACAUGUCGAAAACCUUCAUAAAGUGGCGCAACAGCUACAGAAGUAUAAAUUUCGGGUCCAGUUCGACAAAUGCAAAUUUUUUGCUGCACAGGUAAAAUAUUUGGGAAACAUUUUAAGCAAAACAGGUAUAAAACCUGACCCCACCAAAAUAAGCCAGAUUCUAGCACUACCAGAACCCAAAAAUGUGUCAGAAGUCCGAGCAUUUCUGGGCAGUGUAAACUAUUAUGGAAAAUUCAUCGCAGAAAUGUCCAAAGUCAGAGCACCUUUGGACAAAUUGCUUCAUAAAAAUGAAAAGUUUAAUUGGAACGCUGAUUGCCAAAAAGCCUUCGAGCAAUUCAAACGCAUUUUAAAUUCAGAUUUAAUGCUUACGCAUUAUAACCCCAAUUUACCAUUGAAAGUGGCAGCAGACGCCUCCAAUAGAGGAAUCGGUGCGUUUAUUUGUCACGUUUUUCCGGACGGAUCAGAGAAGGUUAUACAACACGCCUCAAAAGUUUUAACGGAUGCAGAGCAAAAGUAG